AAGGCUCAGCUUCUAGAUCAAGCUUCGAUCAGUAAAGAGUGCUGUGAUAAGUUGCAUUUGACUCUAGCUGAAUCUUCAGUUAUUCCGCAGACGGAAGAAAGUCCAACACCGAGUUUAAUUCUUUCACUACUAGAAGAGUAUUUAUCUGCGGAUUAAUUGAAAGUUACUGAGAGUAGUACUGUGCUCUUGCAGUUUUCAAUGUAUUUUUAACUCUUCAUCCAAACACAAUUGGUGACAAUGUUGUAGAAAUGAAUUGCUUAGAGCAUCAGAACUACCUCACAAACCCUUGCUUCAAGGAGUGUCUGUUCUGGGCUGGACGACUGUAUGAGACUUACAGCGACGCAAUUUACGAUUUCGUGCUAACGAAAUGGAAAAAUGGACCACAGUUCUACACUGAUGACGAUGAGGCAAAUAAAUUCAUGAAGCUUUUGAUGAUAAUUUUGGGGAAACCGACCAAACAGGCCAGUGCUGUGACAGGAUCUUUAGUCAAGCGGGGG
Molecule: messenger RNA, 497 nt
Organism: Porites lobata
Lineage: Eukaryota; Metazoa; Cnidaria; Anthozoa; Scleractinia; Poritidae
Source: the annotation of a GenBank genome assembly